Messenger RNA from Felis catus (domestic cat), 3963 nucleotides. It is a transcript of the gene TMEM200A, whose product is annotated as transmembrane protein 200A. The record is from RefSeq and is a predicted model, not a curated record. The coding region runs from base 327 to 1802 and encodes 491 amino acids. The transcript is spliced from 4 exons. NCBI's taxonomy places the organism in Eukaryota, Metazoa, Chordata, Mammalia, Carnivora, Felidae.
UGCCGAGAUUCCCGCUGACGCCCCCGAGCCCGCCGCCGCCUCCUUCGCUGGUUCCGGAGGCGCCCGACGUCCCAACUGCUCCUGCAGUGCGAGUCCCGAAAGGCGACUGGACCCCUGAGGCCCCGCGCUCAGGACAGACCUUCAGAAGUACUCGUGGACAACUGUAUAUAGAGAAUACAUGUAAGGAAUCGACAACUAUUCUUAUUUGUCAGUAAGAAUAUUCAACUCUUCUGGAUUUGCAGUGAAACCAACUUCUGAGAUUACUUCUCUAAGCGAGAUCUGUGGAAGAGAUUAAUUCCUGGGUCAAAAGAACAACAGACUGAGCUAUGAUAGCAACCGGUGGAGUGAUAACUGGCCUGGCCGCCUUGAAAAGGCAAGACUCUGCCAGAUCACAGCAUCACGUCAACCUCAGCCCAUCACCUACUGCCCAAGAGAAGAAACCAGUCAGGCGUCGGCCACAGGCCGAUGUUGUAGUCGUUCGAGGCAAAAUCCGGCUUUAUUCCCCAUCUGGUUUUUUUCUCAUUCUGGGAGUGCUUAUCUCCAUUGUAGGAAUCGCAAUGGCGGUCCUUGGCUAUUGGCCCCAGAAAGAACAUUUUAUUGAUGCUGAGACGACACUGUCGACUAAUGAAACUCAGGUCAUUCGGAACCAAGGCGGUGUGGUGGUUCGCUUCUUUGAGCAACAUUUGCAUUCUGACAAAAUGAAAAUGCUCGGCCCUUUCACAAUGGGGAUUGGCAUCUUCAUUUUCAUUUGUGCAAAUGCCAUUCUUCACGAGAACCGUGACAAAGAAACCAAAAUCAUACACAUGAGGGAUAUCUAUUCCACAGUCAUCGACAUCCACACGCUAAGAAUCAAGGAGCAAAAGCAUAUGAAUGGCAUCUACACCGGUUUGAUGGGAGAAACAGAAGUAAAACAGAAUGGAAGCUCCUGUGCCUCGAGGCUGGCAGCAAAUACCAUUGCCCCUUUCUCAGGUUUUAGGAGCAGUUUUCGCAUGGACAGCUCUGUCGAGGAGGAUGAGCUGGCGCUAAACGAAAAUAAGAGUUUGGGGCAUCUUAUGCCACCUUUGCUUGCUGACAGCUCUCUGUCUGUCUUUGGCCUCUAUCCACCUCCUUCCAAAACCACUGAUGAUAAGACCAGCGGCCCUAAGAAAUGUGAAACCAAAUCAAUUGUGUCAUCGUCCAUCAGCGCUUUUACAUUGCCUGUGAUCAAACUGAAUAACUGUGUUAUUGAUGAGCCCAGUAUAGAUAACAUCACCGAGGAUGCUGAGAACCUCAAAAGUAGGUCAAGGAAUUUGUCGAUGGAUUCCCUUGUGGUCCCUUUGCCCAACGCCAAUGAGUCCUUCCAGCCAGUCAGCAUGGUGCUUCCCAGGAAUCAUUCCAUUGGGGAGUCUCUGUCGAGCCAGUACAAGUCCUCUGUGGCCCUUGGGCCUGGGGCUGGACAGCUCUUAUCUCCUGGGGCUGCUAGAAGACAAUUUGGGUCCAACACAUCUUUACAUUUGCUCUCGUCACAUUCAAAAUCCUUAGACUUAGACCGGGGUCCCUCCACCCUAACUGUCCAGGCAGAACAACGAAAACACCCAAGUUGGCCUCGGUUGGAUCGGAGCAACAGCAAAGGAUAUAUGAAACUAGAGAAUAAAGAGGACCCGAUGGAGAGGCUGCUUGUACCCCAAGCUGCAAUCAAAAAAGACUUUACCAAUAAGGAGAAGCUUCUUAUGAUUUCAAGGUCUCACAAUAAUUUGAGUUUUGAACAUGAUGAGUUUUUGAGUAACAACCUAAAGCGGGGAACUUCUGAAACGAGAUUUUAAUGUUCAGAAAUAUAUCAUUUUACAAGGCUACAUAUUUUAAAACAAUUUUCACCAGUGUUUCCUUGUUAAAGUAUUGGUUAAAAGCCCUUUUAAUCAAAUGAUGUGUAGUGUUAGAUCUGGCUGUUUAUACUGGAGAAGGUUAUAUGUUUGGGUUACAUAUGAUUGCAGCACUUUAUAUUAUCACAAAUGAUUUUACAUUUUCCAUUCCUUUGAAAAGAUUAUCUCUUUUAUUAAUAUGAAUACAGAACACUUCCAUCUGAAUUAAAGCUCGCAUUCCUUACUUUCAAGUUCUUUCACUGAUGGUCAUAUACAUAGAAUGAAGUGUCCAGUUUGGAAGAGGUAAGGUACCAAAGUGUGGACUAGAAGUACCAAAUUUAGGGCCAAGAUUCAAUAUAUACUUCUAAAUGAGCAUGAGUGAAAAUCUUAGAUGUGAUUUUCUAAAUAAUUGCUUUUUUACAAAAUUGGUUAAAUUAUCUAAUAGGAAAAAGAUCUGGUUUCUGGGCGAGCUAAAUAAUGUGAAUUCGUGAAAUUGGUUUAGUUCUACUUGAGAUAAUUGAUAGGAAUUAAGUUGGUUGUGAUCAGUACCCUGAGCUCUAGGUAGGUAGUAUUUUUUUCAGCAUUAGUUCUAUUUUAGUGAUAUUUUAUCAAGAAACCAUGUAUUCAAGCACCAUGGCUGAGAAUGCCAGGGAUUUGUAGGGGUAAAUAUCAAAAUGCUAAUAGCUAUAACUUUAGAUAUUCAGAAUCAAAAUUUCUUUGCAACUAACUUGAAAAAGGAAUGAACCAAUUAGUUUGUAGACAUGCUAUCUUGAAAUAAUUAUAUACAUGAAGAAAAUGUUGACAAAUCAACAAAAAUACACUAUGGGUUAGUUAAUGCUAACUAGUCUCAGUACCUUUCCUAGCCAUCUCUUUUAUUAUCCAACAUCCACUCAUCCCCAAAUCCUCACUUCCCCUCAAUAUUUUUUAGAUCCUGUUAUCUGGAAAAUAAUCAGCUAACCCUGACAUUUCUUUUUUAUCUUUGCCUCUCACUCGCUUGGUGAUUCAAGAAAAUUUAGUCCUUGAAAAAUUGCUUUGAAAUUUACCUUAUGCAGGAAAGCCUUAUGAUGACCCCAAAGAUUUUCUUAUGAUGUAAGGCCUUUUGGGGAUUUUGGUUCUCAGUUAUUGAAGAUAAUAAAUACUAAAAUGGAUGUUUCCAUUAGAAAAUGUUUGUUUUCCAUUAAGGUAACAUGUGACUUUAAGAAUUGUUUAAUGGAAUACUCAGGAAAUUUUACAGGUUUUUCCCAAUGCCUAAAUGUUUCUGAGCAUCAGUAUUGCAGCUGUUGUGGAAGCGGAGAAAGAGUAUACAUUUCUGUUCGUAGCUCCCCGCGAUUCCAGCUUGUGUUGGCGUCACGGGCUUCCCUGAUUUGAGUCCGUGUUACUUGUUAGAACACCAAGCUUGUGUAUUGUAAUAGAGUGGGCUCAAUAUUUUAUUAUCAAGCAUUUAAUAAAUUUCUGUUCUUAAUAGAAAUUUGUGUUCUUCCUACAUUUGCUAUUGCUUUUUAAAUAAAAUGUACAAUUCUGUUUAAAAUACUGUUUUUUGCACUUUCAAAAUAUCUUCCACUGAAGGCACCUGAUACUUUAGUAUAUGUAUCGGGUUCCGUGGCUUUAUUUUGCUUCCAUUAGAUUAAAGCGCUAGUCUAUCCACCUAUUGAAUUAGGCCAUUUUCAUAUUUAUUCUCUUCAUGUGAUGAUUGAUGUUUUGAGUCAACUUGACUAUACUGAGGGAUGCCCAGAUUUCUAGGUGCGUUUGUGAGGGUAUUUUCAGAAAUUCUCAUUUCAAUCGGUCAACUGAGGAAAGACCACCAGUGCAGGUGGACAUUACCUACUCUGUUGAGGAAUUGAAUAAAACAAAAAGAGAAAGAGCAAAUCUGUUCUCUGGGCUUGAGCUGGGACAUCUGUCUUCUCCUGACCUCAGACAUUGGCACUCCUGCUCCUUGGACCUUGGGACUUAGACGGAGGUUUAUACCGUUAUCUCCUCUGGUUCAUAGGCCUUCAGUUUGGACUGGAACUACACCAUCAGAUCUCCUGGGCCUCUGUAGUUUGAAGAUGGCAGAUUGUGGGAUUUCUUGCCCUCCACAAUUAUGUGAGCUUAUGCUUCAUAAUAAACCUCACUAUAUAUAUCUCUA